ACACAGGAAGGCAGGGCGGUGAGCGGGCCCGCGGUGGUGUUUGACUAGGUUCUGUUUGCUGGAGAAGCAGAGACGGAACCUGCCCUGGAGGGGUUCCCGGUCUAGUGAGAAAACCCCCACCUUCCAGCCUAGCAAAUCCCUAGGAGAAGAUGACUGUGUUCUUUAAAACACUUCGGAAUCAUUGGAAGAAAACUACAGCUGGCGUCUGUCUGCUGUCAUGGGGAGGCCACUGGCUCUAUGGGAAACACUGUGAUGACCUGCUAAGGAGAGCAGCCUGUCAAGAAGCUCAGGUGUUUGGCAACCAGCUCAUUCUCCCCAAUGCACAAGUGAAGAAGGCCACCGUCUUUCUCAACCCCGCAGCUUGCAAAGGCAAAGCAAGGACUCUGUUUGAAAAAAAUGCUGCCCCGAUUUUACACUUAUCUGGCAUGGAUGUGACCAUCGUUAAGACAGAUUAUGAGGGCCAAGCUAAGAAACUCCUGGAACUGAUGGAAAACACAGACGUCAUCAUUGUUGCCGGAGGAGAUGGGACGUUGCAGGAGGUUAUUACUGGAGUUCUUCGAAGGGCAGAUGAGGCGACCUUCAGUAAGACUCCCAUCGGAUUUAUCCCCCUGGGGCAGACCAGUAGUUUGAGUCAUACCCUGUUUACCGGAAGUGGAAACCAAGUCCAACACAUUACAGAUGCUACACUUGCCAUUGUGAAAGGAGAGACAGUUCCACUUGAUGUUUUGCAGAUCAAGGGUGAAAAGGAACAACCUGUGUUUGCAAUGACUGGCCUUCGAUGGGGAUCCUUCAGAGAUGCGGGCGUCAGAGUUAGCAAGUACUGGUAUCUUGGUCCUCUAAAAACUAAAGCAGCUCACUUUUUCAGCACUCUUAAGGAGUGGCCUCAAACUCACCAAGCCUCUAUCUCGUACGCGGGACCUAUAGAGAGACCUCCCAGUGGAGCGGAAGUGGUCCCGCCACGGCCCUCUUUGUACCGGAGAAUACUGCGGAGGCUCGCGUCAUACUGGGCACGACCACAGGACGCCCUUUCCCAAGAGCUGGGCCCGGAGGUCUGGAAGGACGUGCAGCUGUCCACCAUUGAACUGUCCAUCACCACGCGGAACGGUCAGCUUGACCUGAUGAGCACAGAAGACUUUAUGAACAUCUGCAUCGAACCUGACACUGUCAGCAAAGGAGACUUCGUAAUUAUAGGAAGUAAAAAGGUCCGAGACCCCACGCUGCACGCUGCCGGCACCGAGUGUCUCCAGGCCAGCCAGUGCACUCUGCUGCUUCCUGAGGGCACAGGGGGCUCCUUUAGCAUUGACAGUGAGGAGUAUGAAGCGAUGCCCGUGGAGGUGAAGCUGCUCCCCAGGAAACUGCAGUUCUUCUGUGACCCCAGGAAGAGAGAGCAGAUGCUGCAGAGCACAGCCCAGUGAGCGGGCAGGAGGAGAAGAGCGCUCUGAGACUGCACUUUAGGCCCCCAGAGGGGCCAAAAGGGACCAAAUGCCUCCCCUGUCCUGUGUUGUCAGCAGAUCCCAAGGGCGUUUUCAUGGCAAGUACCUGUGCCCUUCCCUCACGGUGCUUCCCAAAGUGUGCUGUGUGCCGCCCGCUUGCCCUUAGCAUGCUUUGAUGUCUGUGUGAGUCGGUCCUGCCCACGUACGGAUUUUUCUCAGGCUAGUUCUAGAAAAUUCUCACUCUCAGUAGCUGGAAAAGGGCUAGACCUUGUUAUCUGCCCGAAGUGCAAGCACAGUGGCCUCCAAGGACUUUCGGGAAGUGCCAGGCUCCCGAUGGUGCUGCUACUUUGUGAGUUCUGAUGACGGAGCUUGCUUCCGUUCUCUCCUCAAUCCAGAGACAUACGUGAGGCGUUUCCCUCUUCAGCCUUGGCUGAAACACUGUCGUAUACUAGUUUUUUUAAGUAGUGCUUCUUAAAUGUUGGUUUGCAUGAGAACCAUCUGGGGUGCUCAUUGAAAAUUGAGUUACGGGGAGCCCAACCAGAUUAACUCAAACAGGACGGAGCCCAGGAAUCGGUACAUGUUUAAAGAGCAGCCGCCCUCCAGAGGAGACUACAGCCUUACCUGGAUGUAGUAUUGUAAAGCAGUGGUUCACACACAUUUCUGCUCACAUACUUCCUAAAGGUAGUUUGGAAAGUCAUGUUUCCACUCACACUUGUAAGCUGACAUCUAACGUUUUUCAUAGGAAGUUAGAGUUGCCAAAGUAUGUACUUUCUGCUAUCCUGUAAAUAUUGAUAUUUUAAAAUAAAACUGUUACUUCACUCUUUUAAACAUAUUCAGUGUAAUUUAAAUACAUAGCGAUCUGACACUCAUCCAUUUACAAAAAUAAAUAAGUUCUUUGGUAGUUGAAAAAUUUAAGUUGAUGUUUUUUCUUGUAUGUGUAUUUCUGUACCACUCUGUCGGCAAAGAAUGCUAUGAUGAUGUAACCGAUUUUUAUGCUUGAAAUUUUUAGUUCAUUAAGUGUUAACUCAGUACAGAAUAAAUGUUAUAAUUAUUGAUA
Molecule: messenger RNA, 2490 nt
Organism: Rhinolophus ferrumequinum (greater horseshoe bat)
Lineage: Eukaryota; Metazoa; Chordata; Mammalia; Chiroptera; Rhinolophidae
Gene: AGK
Product: acylglycerol kinase
Exons: 17
Coding region: 150-1415 (421 amino acids)
Biological process (GO): ceramide biosynthetic process; protein insertion into mitochondrial inner membrane
Cellular component (GO): TIM22 mitochondrial import inner membrane insertion complex; mitochondrion
Molecular function (GO): acylglycerol kinase activity; ceramide kinase activity; ATP-dependent diacylglycerol kinase activity
Source: RefSeq, a predicted model, not a curated record